Molecule: messenger RNA, 428 nt
Organism: Magnolia sinica
Lineage: Eukaryota; Viridiplantae; Streptophyta; Magnoliopsida; Magnoliales; Magnoliaceae
Product: pyrroline-5-carboxylate reductase-like
Exons: 2
Coding region: 138-428 (96 amino acids)
Biological process (GO): L-proline biosynthetic process
Molecular function (GO): pyrroline-5-carboxylate reductase activity
Source: RefSeq, a predicted model, not a curated record
UUACUCUUGAUUUGAUUGCAUUUAUGAACUACUUUCCAGUUUUACCUCUAGUUAUAUGUUCCCAAUCCGGAUAUUCUCUUCCAAUGCUCACUUGUUUGAAAUUCUUGUUUAGGAAUUGAGCAAACUUUUAGAACCAUAUGAGAGGUUUUCUGUUGGUACAAAGGUUCAAGCUGUCUGGAGCGAAGAUGGGGAGUGGUAUGAUGCAACCAUCGAGGGUAGUCGUCACAGGCUUGAGUGGCAGUGGACCAGCAUACAUAUUUCUAGCAAUAGAGGCUAUGGCUGAUGGAGGAGUUGCUGCUGGUCUUUCACAAGAUCUUGCAUUGAAGCUAGCUUCCCAAACAGUUUUGGAAGCAGCUGCUAUGGCUAUCAAUUCAGGAAAGCACCUAGGACAACUUAAAGAUGAUGUCACUCCAAUGGAAGAUACAUAG